Molecule: messenger RNA, 1800 nt
Organism: Brassica oleracea var. oleracea
Lineage: Eukaryota; Viridiplantae; Streptophyta; Magnoliopsida; Brassicales; Brassicaceae
Exons: 8
Coding region: 1-1800 (599 amino acids)
Biological process (GO): proteolysis
Molecular function (GO): cysteine-type peptidase activity
Source: RefSeq, a predicted model, not a curated record
AUGAAAGCAUCUUGGGCGCAGAUGGGAGUGAAUUUUGACCGGGGGCCAAGUAUUGAUGAAUUAACUACAGCGUGUCAGAUGUGCAGAACAUGGUCUCGAGAUGAUCGGCUGCGUUUAGGGUAUCUAGCCAUCUACGCUGGCUUCAUCGAAGCAGCAAGAACCUCGUCACCCACACGGGCUAGCCUGACUAGGUUAGUGAUGGAUCUAGAUGCUUUUGAAGAUUAUCCGUGGGGAAGGGUAGCCUUUAAAUUCUUGAUGGAGUCGGUGAAGGGUGUAGACUUGACAAAGACGUAUGCUAUUGAAGGCUUUGUUCCGGUUCUUCAAGUCUGGGUCUACUGUUGUCUCCCUGAAUUCGGAGCUGGGUUUGGUCACCCUAUAGAAGGUUCUCCGACCCCACCUCUACUUUCCUUCUUAGGUGGCAAAGGCAAGGGAAGGCUCCAGGAGAAUAUGCUGAAACAUACUAGGACUAAGAACUUUACUAUGAAGGAUUACUCUGAAAUGUUCCCUCGCUGGGAUGGUGAGCUGGAAGAUGAGAAGGCUGAUAACAUAGUGAAGGCAGUGUUUUCUUCAGGCUGGGCAUGGGAACAAAGUCACUGGCCUCUUGUCGGAACAAAACUGUGGACAAAUGUGAAGGUGGAGAUCCAUCCGAUGAAGACAGAAGCUGGUCAGAUGAUGCAAAGCUUGAAGGCAGUGCCCCCUUCUCGCACACAGUCUGAUGCAGAAUCAAGCAAGAAGGCUCACAAAGCUAAGAAGGACAGCGCUGAAGAAAGCAAAGGUGAUGAAAGCGAUGAAAGCAAAGGUGAGGAAAGCAAAGGUGAGGAAAGCAGAGCCGAGGAAAGCAGAGCCGAGGAAAGCAAAGCUGCGGAAACAGCUCCCAAAGGAAUGACAACAAGAGCCAAAGCUAGAGACACCCAAGCCACUGUGAGUGAGAGUGAAAAUGAGAAUGGAGGCAUAAGUGUUGUUGUAGUAGAUAAAGAACAAUCAUGCUUUGAUUAUGGCUCUAUGAAAAAACUGAAACAAGUUGGUAAAGUGAGAGCUGCUCGCAUUGUGGCCCGUGCUAAGAGUGAGCGCACGGCAAAGGUUAUUAUACCUAACCAGCCGAAGCAAGGCCAGGGAUAUAACCCAUUUGCUAAUUUUGAUCGCCAAAAGCUCUCUGCUCUUCUUGAUUGGGUGAAACUUGACCCCAAAUGGCGACAGAAGGUCAAAGGUUCUUCAAGUCAUUGGUUCUACAUACUACUAACUCCUACAAAAUGGUUGAUUGACACGCACAUGGAUGCUGGCAUUAAUCUCUUAAGGCUCCGAUACACAAAGCACCCUGAAUGGUUUAGGUCCGACAGAUUUUGCAUUUUGGAUGCUGUAUUUACUCAAAUGUGGACAGCAAAGUACUCAGAGUUUCUGGCCUCUCCUGCCAAUCCUGACGGCUCAGGUAAACUACUCCCUCCUGGCGCCUUAGACUACUACACAGAACGAUCAUUGGGUAGCUUGCGGAUAUCAAUCCCGAGGAGACGCAUAGUGAUUUGGGAUAGUGAUCUUGCUUACGCUACGGAUGCAGAAAUUGCUAAGGCUGUGAAGCCUAUUGCACACAUGCUGCCGUACAUGCUGCGUAUGUUAUCUACCGGUGCGGAGAGGGAGUUGUACACAGUUGAUUUCACACAUGAGCGUGAAUCUGGGGUGCCACAAAACAAACAAAGUGGUGACUGUGGAGUGUAUUGCUUGACGUAUAUAGAAUGUCAUGCACUUGGCAUGCCAUUCCCACCUCAGGAGCUGUGUGAUAAGAAGAUCAAGACAAUCAGGUCUUAG